Molecule: messenger RNA, 6304 nt
Organism: Microcebus murinus (gray mouse lemur)
Lineage: Eukaryota; Metazoa; Chordata; Mammalia; Primates; Cheirogaleidae
Source: RefSeq, a predicted model, not a curated record
CAAUCAUUAUCAACUUGUAGCUAAACUUAUUUAAUCUCUGCCCCUAUCCUCUCAUUAUUUUGAUUUAAAUCUCAGGAAUCAUAUGGGUUUCAUCUGUAAACAUUUCAGAAUGUAUCCCUAUAAGACAAGGGCUCUUUUAAAAAUUUUAUAACUACACUAUUAAUAAUAAUUGCUUAACACUAUCAAUAUUGGGAUCAAUAUUUACGUUUCUAAUUGCCUCAUAUAUGUAACAGUUUUCGAUUAUUUGAAUGAGGACCCGAUAAAGGUCCACAUGUUGCAGUUACCAGAGUUGAUGUGUGUUUUAAGUCUCGUAAGGUAUAGCAGUUGGUCUGGGGCAGAGCCUGGUUGGCCCCGGAACUCAUUACAAAUGGAAAUUCUCCGCCAGCCUCAGACCUACUGGAUUGGAAGCUCUAGGCGUGGGGCCAGUGAUUGUGUGGUAACAAGCCCCCAGAGGAUUCUGAUGGGCAUCAGAGUUUGAGAACCUCUGGUCUAUAGGUUUCCCCUCCUUUCCUGCCUAUUUUCCAUGUGAUUAUUUAUUGGAGAAACCUGCUAUUAUCUUGUAGCCAUGCCCCCCAUCUUGCCAGUUGACCACCACAUGCCCAUUAACAAGUCUUCUGGCCCCUGCACCAAGGGAGCUGAGAAGGCUCUCCUCUCUCAAAUAGAGGGGUCUGACUCUUAGAGGUGUGAGUCCCCAGGGAUGAUGCAGAGUUGGCCUGCUGCAGAAACGGGGCGCACUCUAGGCAGGGGAACAGCAUGUGCAAAGGCUGGGAGGCUGGAUCAAGCACAGGUGCUCCACAGACAGAAAGAAACGGCUCCCACAUCUGCAUAUUCGUCUCCAGCGAGGAGUCUUGGAGACACAGGAAUAACGCCUCUGUCCCCUUCCCAUAUCGUGAACGACGCCGACCCCGACGUCUCGGAACAGCAGUCGUUUCUCGUAGUGGUGGCCAUCGACUUUGGGACCACGUCCAGUGGCUACGCCUACAGCUUCACCAAGGAGCCAGAAUGCAUCCACGUGAUGAGGCGAUGGGAGGGAGGUGACCCUGGUGUGUCCAACCAGAAGACUCCGACCACCAUCUUGUUGACCCCCGAGAGGAAGUUCCACAGCUUCGGGUAUGCCGCCAGGGACUUCUACCACGACCUGGAUCCCAACGAGGCCAAGCAGUGGCUGUACCUGGAGAAGUUCAAGAUGAAGCUGCACACUACGGGGGACCUCACCAUGGAUACAGACCUGACGGCAGCAAACAGCAAGAAAGUCAAAGCUCUUGAAAUCUUUGCUUAUGCCCUGCAGUACUUUAAGGAGCAGGCGCUGAAGGAGCUGAGUGACCAGGCAGGUUCGGAGUUCGAGAACUCUGAUGUCAGAUGGGUGAUCACGGUGCCUGCCAUCUGGAAACAGCCCGCCAAGCAGUUCAUGAGACAAGCUGCCUACCAGGCAGGCCUGGCCUCCCCGGAGAACUCGGACCAGCUCAUCAUUGCCUUGGAGCCCGAGGCGGCCUCCAUCUACUGCCGGAAGCUGCGGCUGCACCAGAUGAUCGAGCUGAGUGGCAAGACGGCCGUCAAUGGGUACAGCGGCAGGGACACAGUAGGAGCUGGGUUUGCACAGGCUAAGGAACACAUACGGCGUAAUCGGCAGAGUCGGACCUUUUUGGUGGAGAAUGUCAUAGGAGAAAUCUGGUCCGAGCUGGAGGAAGGUGACAAGUAUGUGGUUGUGGACAGUGGCGGUGGCACCGUAGACCUGACAGUCCAUCAGAUACGGUUACCGGAGGGACACCUUAAGGAACUGUAUAAAGCAACAGGCGGACCCUAUGGAUCCUUAGGAGUAGAUUAUGAAUUUGAAAAACUUCUGUGUAAAAUCUUUGGAGAGGAUUUCAUCGAACAAUUCAAAAUCAAACGGCCUGCUGCCUGGGUUGACUUAAUGAUUGCGUUUGAAUCUCGCAAAAGAGCAGCUGCCCCAGACAGAACUAACCCCCUGAACAUCACCCUGCCCUUCUCCUUCAUUGACUACUACAAGAAGUUCCGUGGGCACAGCGUGGAGCACGCGCUUAGGAAAAGCAAUGUGGAUUUCGUGAAGUGGUCCUCGCAGGGGAUGCUGAGGAUGAGUCCGGACGCCAUGAAUGCCCUUUUUAAGCCGACCAUCGACAGCAUCAUUGAGCAUCUGCGGGACCUGUUUCAGAAGCCCGAGGUGUCCACUGUCAAGUUCCUCUUCCUGGUGGGCGGCUUUGCCGAGGCACCCCUCCUGCAGCAGGCAGUGCAGGCUGCCUUCGGGGACAAGUGCCGGAUCAUCAUCCCCCAGGAUGUGGGCCUCACCAUCCUCAAGGGUGCUGUCCUCUUUGGCCUGGACCCCGCCGUCAUCAAGGUGCGCCGGUCCCCACUCACCUAUGGGGUGGGCGUGCUGAACCGCUACGUGGAGGGCAAGCACCCUCCCGAGAAGCUGCUGGUGAAAGACGGCACUCGCUGGUGCACCGACGUCUUCGACAAGUUCAUCUCUGCCGACCAGUCGGUGGCCCUGGGUGAGCUGGUCAAGCGCAGCUAUACCCCAGCCAAGCCCUCGCAGCUGGUCAUCGUCAUCAACAUCUACAGCUCUGAGCACGACAACGUCAGCUUCAUCACCGACCCCGGGGUGAAGAAGUGCGGCACGCUCCGCCUGGAUCUGACGGGGACCAGUGGUGUGGCAGUGCCCGCCCGGAGGGAGAUCCAGACCCUUAUGCAGUUCGGGGACACUGAGAUCAAGGCCACAGCCGUUGAUAUAGCCACCUCCAAGAGUGUCAAAGUCGGGAUCGACUUCUUAAAUUACUAACCACUCCCCCCUGCCGCCUGCCCCCUCGACUCGACUUACCUGCAUCUGCUGACCUCAACCUUGACUGUUCUUUCCCUGACCUUGACCCAUGCCACUGCCCACCUGAAUUUCAGCAGGGAAGAUGAGAACAAUCAAGGCUAGAAACAAUUAGGGAUUUUUGCGGGCACAUUGGAGUCAGAAAAACUGCCAGAAAUUAGGAAUACAGUUUGGACAUAGGAAAUUAAAGGAUCCUAGAAGAGCAGCUAGUUUUCAUAGGUACAAACGUGGUAAAAUAGCCACCGACAAGGGAAUCAGUACAUUUCUGCAGCAGUGGUUGAGCCUGCUUGGAAUAGAUCUCUGUUAAGUAGGAUUUACGAUGCCCUCUUGCUAUCUUUCUAGAUUUAAAAUGAGAUCUUUGAGCCAGGAGGAGAUCUUCAUCUGAGACUUUUAAAUUUUUUUGGAUGGCAGUCAGUAUAAAAUACCACCCAUCUGCAUUUAAUUUCUUUUCAUCAUUAUGUGAUUGAAAGUGGUGAUUCAGUGGGAACUUGGAAUGUUUUUAGCUGGUGAUAGAAGACUGCCUACACCGGGUGGGUGCUGUUUUAGGUUCUCAUAUCAUUUAAAUAACGAGGAGGUUCUGGGGGGAACAACCGUAGUUUGGCUAAUCCACUCUGAUUUUCAUGAGUAGGAGAGCUGAUAUCUCACCUUUUCAGCAAGUAAAAAGUUGCUCUGAUGGAAAUGGAUAUUAAAGAGUUACUGACAGAUCCCAAAUUAUAUGCUGUGAUAUAAUUCCCAGAAUGCCAAGUCCUGCUUUCUAAGUUCAUAAGUAAUUCUAGUUAAUCUUAGUAGAGAUUCUGUGUGAGAAAAUGAGGUUGCCAUAUGCCUUGUUCACAGAAGGCCAGGGCAGCCCCCACCCUGAAAAGCAUCUAGCUUUUAAAUUAACCCCCUCCUUCCCGCUCACCUUCAUCCCCCUAAGGGUUUUGGCCAUUUAUUCCCACGUUUUGAAAGGAAUACUUGGUGAAAUAUGAGCAGAGCAUCUGUUCUAUGAAAUGUGUCAUUCGUAUCUUCAGAUUUUAAAGCCUGUCUACAAAUAACAUGUAGACCUGUACUUGAUGAAUUAAGCCAUUUUUUUUUCAAAGCAGUUCUGUGCUCACCUGCAUCAGAAUUGCCUGGGUGCUUGUUAAAAACAGGUUCCUGGAUCCUGUCCCUUUUUAACUGCAGUCACUCUUGGAGAGGGGACCAGGUUCAACUGAAAUCUGGCAAAUGCUAACUUCAGGUUCUGCCGAAGCUGAAGCACAGACCACAGCCCCCUUUGAUCUUCCCCUUACGUCACCUUAGAAGAGGAUUUGCAUGUGAAGGUGAUCCUGCAUCUUGCCCCUUCGUCAGUGGGGUUGAGGCUCCACCUGGCAUGGGAAUGGCCCUUUUAGCCCUCAUAGGAAGGGCCUAAGGGGGUAAAAGAAUGCUAGAAAGGAACCCUAAGAACAGGGCUGACUGAUGAACCAGCUAGAGGGUCUGGUCUGCCUUCUCUCCUUCCCCACUGUACAAAACCGAUUUUCUCCAACAUUCCAGAGCCAAUUGAGGAAAAAGAAUCAAGAAUCUGACUCACAGCCCAUCUGACCUGUUCAAAGCUGUCUUCUCCACCUGCUGGAAGCCGUUCCAAUUUUAAAUCACUGGAGGCAUGCAUAAUGAAUGAAUAGAGAAUGAGCAAAUGAACUUCGAAUGCAAGUUGGAUUCACAAACCCCAUAUCAUGGCAGAUAUGCAGAUUUUAAAUAGCUUUUUCAAUUUCAUUUUCACAUCUUUUUACAUUGCCUGCUGCAGAAUUCCUUACUAGAAUGUAAAACACAAGCAAACCACAGAACUAGAGAACGCUGGUCACAUAACUUGGUUGCAGGAUUUUGUUAUCCAGGCACAAAGGUGUGUUUGCUAGUGUUCUCCCGCUACCCGUGCUGCUUCAAAAGCUGUAUGUUAUGGAUCUUUCUUUGAUGUUGCCAGCUAUGUUCUACAAAUGAGACUUUUCAAUGUUGUUAUGAGUAAUAUAAUUUUGUGUAUAUAUAAUGUUAGAAUAUUGUACAGAAUCUUUAUUUCUACGAUGUGCUUUUCUUGUUUUAAAAAAGAGGAAAUGCUCUUUAAUUGCUGUCCUUAAUUUUCCACAGUUUCAUUUUUUAAUUGUGCUCACUAAGCAUCCAUUUGUGCCGAUACCAAGCUAUGGACUAUGUUUGCAAGACUGAGCAAUAGACAGAGGUGCCUAGGGUCAGAACACUCUGAACACACAGACCACCUGGAUCAACAACUUCAUUAGAACCUUCUACAUGUACACCCUUCCCAAAGAUUCACAGAUUAUAUUUAAAGGAGCAUAUUUUAUCAGUUCUCCUGUACAGACUUUGAGAGCUGAACAUUCUGGUUCUGUAAGCAAUAUGACUGUGCAGAACGACUUUAGAAAGCUCUGCGUCCUGUCAUCAGCCUCUCUUCUGGGGCAAAGCAGUUACUCUGAAGGCAAAGUGUGGUUCACUAUGUGUGAUGUUUUUAUGCUGGAAAGGAACCAAGUGGUACGUAUACCCAGCUUUUCUCCUGGGUUAAAUGUAAGUCUGAGCAAUAUAGGUAAGCCCCCGCUUUUUUUUUUUUUUUGCUAACAUAAAGCCUUUCCCACCUUGAAUUAAGGAUGUCUCCUUGUCUACUAUUCUCUUAAAUAAGCUGAUAGGAAUCUGCAGUGUUAGCAGAUAGACAGAGAGGGGGAUAAUCUUACUGGACUUUCUUCUGGCUACAGAUAUGCAGCCCUAGUAGUCAAAUUCCUUAAAAGAAACCCCCAAAUCCAUCUGUUACGCCCCCCACCCCCUGCUAAAGUAUUCUAGAAUGAAAGCACUGGAUAAGUACACUUGUUCACAUUUUCUAAUCUUAGGAAAUUUUUCAAAAUGUUUUGACCCAUUACUCAAUCGCCCCUGGGCAUAUUAUCUAAUAUCCACGUUUCUUGGAAGCAGACUGCCAAGGAUUUCCUUUGUAACUACCUUUUCUGUACACAGUAGGCAUUAUUAAUAAAUGCUGAAUAACAGACAAGUUACAGACAGGAUAAGGGAAAAAAGGAGCCACACAAGUGAUUUUGCAAAGUAAUGGCUGAGAUGAGUCCAGAUUACAAAGGCUGCCCUACCUUUAGAAUGUUAUUUAGACCAAGUUUAGCUUUUAGAGACCAGGUCUGGUUAAUUGCCAGGGUAGCAAAGAAUCGCAUGCACCAAUAUAUACAGGAGUCAAAAUGCAUUAUUAGUUGAAGAUCGAAUUUCACAUAGUAGAGAUGUAAUAGCUGUGAUUAAGCUGCAUAUGUAUGCUAGGAAAUGGCUUAAGUGGGUGACUAGUAUAAAAGUUGUUGGCCAUAAUGUCACACCUCUCAUCUGCUUGAAUUCUAAAAUAAACAGCUAUUGGGGUCUUGUUCACUACAAGAUAAAUUCAAAUUUCACAGAACUUUGCAGCAGUUCACAACUUGACAGGAUUGUAUCUGCAAACUGUCUUCACGGAUGUCAAAUAAAGCAAAACUCUGGAUCUCA